AUUUUGAAAGUAAUGUGGGUGUAAUAAGUAUGUAAGAGGAGGAGUCAUUAUCUUCAGCCACACCUGUUCUUCCAUAAAAACUCAACUUUCCAGCUAACGUUAACUUCAGUCGGUUCAACAGCAUUAAGGUCUUUUUCAAGUGAACACUGAUCACAUGGCUCCAUCUCCAAAAUGCCAAGGAAAAGCAUGUCCUGCUCCUGGACCAGUGCCGAAUGGUCUUAUUCGGCUCUACAGCAUGAGAUUUUGUCCAUUUGCUCAGAGAGCAAGACUGGUGCUCACUGCCAAGGGAGUUAAACAUGAAAUUAUCAACAUCAAUUUGAAGGAUAAGCCUGAUUGGUUUCUGGCGAAGAAUCCUUCAGGGACAGUGCCAGUAUUGGAAACCUCAAGUGGUCAGGUGAUAUACGAGUCACCAAUCACCUGUGAGUACCUGGAAGAGGUCUACCCUGAGAAGAAACUGCUCCCAUCUGACCCAUUUGAGAGGGCCCAACAGAAAAUGCUGCUGGAGCAUUAUUCAAAGGUAAUUCCAUACUUCUAUAAGAUCUCUAUGGGCAAGAAAAGAGGAGAAGAUGUCUCAGCAGCUGAAGUUGAAUUUACAGAAAAAGUCUCCCAACUAAAUGAGUUUCUGGCGAAAAAGAAGACCAAAUAUUUUGGGGGUGAUUCUAUCACAAUGAUUGACUACUUGAUCUGGCCAUGGUUUGAGAGGGCAGAGAUGAUGGGCGUAAAGCAUUGUUUGGCCAACACUCCUGAGUUAAGGAAGUGGAUUGAAUGCAUGUUGGAGGAUCCAGUAGUCAAAGCCACCAUGUUCAGCACAGAGGAUCACAAGGUGUUCUUCAACAGCUACAUGGACGGAAAACCUAAUUAUGAUCAUGGUUUAUAGAGUAAAACAGAAUGAUUUCUGUCCAUCUGUGUGUGGAUUUUAUCAUUACUAUUUUCUUAGUUUAAGUAUUUUUAUACUGAAUUUACAGCAAAUUGAGCUUUUAAGCCUUAGACCUUAGAGUAGAUUCCAGAGGGCCAUGUAAAAAAGGCUACAAUAGGUAUAUGAACAUGCUUUUCUUUUAUACAUGAAUAUAAAUAAACCACAUGUACAAACCAUAAACAUUAUGGACAAAACA
Cyprinus carpio (common carp) is the source of this 1112-nucleotide messenger RNA. RefSeq names its product glutathione S-transferase omega-1-like. Gene Ontology annotation, molecular function: glutathione dehydrogenase (ascorbate) activity; glutathione transferase activity. Gene Ontology annotation, biological process: glutathione metabolic process. Lineage: Eukaryota; Metazoa; Chordata; Actinopteri; Cypriniformes; Cyprinidae. The record is from RefSeq and is a predicted model, not a curated record. Gene Ontology annotation, cellular component: cytoplasm.